AUGUACGGUACAGCAACGGCCACUCUAGCAGCUACCGUGACAAAAUCCGGUGGAUUUGGGUUUAUCGGAGGAGGCUUCGACUUCACAUCGUCCAGCUCACAACUCAGCACUCUCGAAAAAGAGUUACUGAAAGCGAGAGAGCUUCUCGGGCUCAAAGCCUUACCAGAGCAGGACAGCAACGAACGGGAGUUUGACAGUCUCCCGAUUGGAGUCGGCUUUUUGACAUUUCACAAUGACGACCCUUCAGGACUUAUCCCCCUAAUUCGCCGACACCGCCCAGUAGCCGUUUGGCUUUUUGCUCCGGCAGGCGAUCAGCACACAAGACUGAUAAAAGAAAUCAAGUCCGCCGGCUGCGAAUGGAAUCUAAAGAUUUUUGUCCAAAUAGGCUCCGUACACACUGCUGUAGAGGCUAUCAACGAUGGAGCGGACGUCAUCGUGGUUCAGGGGUCGGACGCAGGCGGCCAUCAGUUUGCCAACAACUCCAGUAUUAUCACGUUGCUCCCAGAGGUCGUUGACGCUAUACAGAACUCACAGAAAGAGAUAUUUAUUCUGGCUGCGGGCGGUAUCAUGGAUGGCCGUGGCAUUGCCGCAGCUUUAGCACUCGGUGCAAGCGGUGUCGUCAUGGGUACGAGAUUCGCCGCCACCGUAGAAUCCGAGGCUUCACGAGCAACCAAGUCGGUAUUGGUGUCAACUAAAGACGGUGGUGUCUCCACGGCAAAAUCGGUUGUUCAUGACGCAUUGCAAGGUCGCGGCGACUUGUGGCCCCUCAAGUAUGAUGGGCGAGCGGUGAUUUGCGACCCCUACAAGGAUGUCCUGGCUGGAGCCAUGCCGGUUGAACAGGCUUCUGCGCGGCAGAAAAAGGCCACCAGUGAAAGUGACACAUCAGGAAUGGUUGUUUGGGCGGGGGCUGGUAUAGGGUUGAUACAAGAUAUCCGUAAUGCAGGAGAAGUCGUGGAACAGUCUCGUCUCGAGGCGAUACGAGUGUUGAAUUUGCUAUCAAAGUUCUAA
This is a messenger RNA of Talaromyces rugulosus, 1008 nucleotides long. RefSeq lists its product as uncharacterized. Gene Ontology annotation, molecular function: nitronate monooxygenase activity. The transcript has 6 exons. The record is from RefSeq and is a predicted model, not a curated record. NCBI's taxonomy places the organism in Eukaryota, Fungi, Ascomycota, Eurotiomycetes, Eurotiales, Trichocomaceae. The coding region runs from base 1 to 1008 and encodes 335 amino acids.